AGAUCUUGCACUGAUGCUGUUGUUGCAAUGCGGGAUAUAGAAGAGUUGCUCUACUAAAUGAAAACACAAUAAGCAGUGAUGGGGUACCAAAAAUGGAGAAUCAAAUCUACAUAGGGACUCUCCCUGGUCUCUGCAAAACCAACAAUAAAAUAUGAAGCAUGCCAUGAAAUAACACUGAGUGGCUCCAACACGCAACCCAAACGUGCAAUUGCUUACAUCUUUCCUCGCUAUUUGUAUUUGCUAUAAGCUAUGUCUCUUUCACUCUUUAAUUAUUUACCCUCAUAAUUCAUUUUCUCACCCCCCCCCCCCCAGUCUUUAAUUCCUCCAUUUUUUUUACCAUAUCUAUACUCAUUUUUUACUUUUUAACUGUAAAAAUAUGGAUGAUGAGAUGGAAAAGAAAGGAAAGAUGAUCUGGGUGAAGAGAAGCUGGUGUAGUCUGUUUGGCGGCAGGUACUCUCCUCAAAACUCACCCCCCAACACACAAGUAAACACAGAAGAUAUGGUUAUUCCUCCACCAGUUAGGCCACCAAGGAUUUUACACUUUCUCAAACCUUAUGUGCUGAAGAUGCACUUCACGAAUAAGUUUGUGCAUGCCCAAGUAAUCCAUUCACCAACUGCGACAGUAGCGUCUUCAGCAAGUUCUCAGGAGAAAGCCUUGAGGGGCAGCAUGGGAUCUACACGAGAUGUGGCAGCUGCUGCAAAGAUCGGAAAGAUACUUGGGGAGCGGCUAUUGCAAAAUGACAUUCCUGCUGUUUCUGUUUUCUUGAAGAGGGAGCAGAAGUAUCAUGGCAAGGUCAAAGCUGUUAUUGAUUCCUUAAAGGAAGCUGGUGUCAAGUUGCUCUAAGUAUGUAAUAACUCACCCCUACCAUUUUUAUUCCGGGAGGAUUGCAAGACAGUUUUCUUUAACAUCUUGAGAAAGAGAUAAGAGUGGUAGUGUGUCGUCUACGUAAUAACUCGUCCCUACCAUUUUUAUUCUGGGAAUAUUGCGAGACAGUUUUCUUUUACAUCUCGAGACAGAGAUACACAGUGGUAGUGCUUCAUCUAUUCCCUAGCGAAAGACCUUACCAAAAUCUGCAAGAGCUUGUAUGGAUUUUACGAGCUCCAAUGACUACAAAGAAAAUAUUAAGUCCAUGUUUACAUCAAUCUAGUUACUUAGCAACUAUUUUGUUUUAAAUUCAACCAUUUUAUUAUCGAAUUCGAAAAGGA
This is a messenger RNA of Carica papaya (papaya), 1206 nucleotides long. RefSeq names its product Ribosomal L18p/L5e family protein. NCBI's taxonomy places the organism in Eukaryota, Viridiplantae, Streptophyta, Magnoliopsida, Brassicales, Caricaceae. Gene Ontology annotation, molecular function: 5S rRNA binding; structural constituent of ribosome. Gene Ontology annotation, biological process: translation. Gene Ontology annotation, cellular component: ribosome. The record is from RefSeq and is a predicted model, not a curated record.